AGUGAAGCUCUCCAGUCGUUUUUAUCAUGAAGAUCACAUCAUUUCUGGCUGUCUCCCUCAGCUCUUUGGCCUCCUACUCUCUUUCGAGCAAAAGAGUCAAUGUUCUAACGUGUGCUCCAACCUCAUCAUGCGCAACAUAUUCUGCCACGAGCAUUUGGUUUGUGGCAAUGAGCGGAACCGCUUGUCCAAGUCUGACUCUCCCACUUCCCGUGGAGUUGGCCACUGCCACGCCAUCCGACCAUCCUGAGAGUUGUUACUACCCAGCCACGAUUAACUAUUGUCAAAUGGGCCAGUACACUAACCUCAUAAUUCCAAUGAGUAUCAUCGCUACUGCUAUCUACAAUGGGCAAUCCUCGGGCGCGAUCGUGUGCGGUCGAACAAAAACUGCAAAUCUUCCUACAUUCGUUGCACACACUCCAGCUGCCACUAUGACUAUUCCUUCGCAAAUCACGGUGACUGCUCAGCAAGUUUGCUAAGAUGGCAUGGAAAUUCCAAGCUUGAAUAAAUUGACAGUCUUCGAAAGAGAUUCUUUAACG
This is a messenger RNA of Verruconis gallopava, 536 nucleotides long. RefSeq lists its product as uncharacterized. The transcript has 2 exons. NCBI's taxonomy places the organism in Eukaryota, Fungi, Ascomycota, Dothideomycetes, Venturiales, Sympoventuriaceae. The record is from RefSeq and is a predicted model, not a curated record. Bases 27 to 476 code for a protein of 149 amino acids.